CCCUUCCUUCCAUUAUAAGUCCUCCCAUGGAUUUCUCAGAAUAGUAACCAUAACAAGUCUUCUUACAAAAAAAAAAAACUAAUCGAAUUGAGUCGAAUUGUAGAGCAUGUCUGUUGGGAAGAGCUGUGAAACAAAGAGCGAGGGAUCCUCCGUGAAGCUCAGGCCCUUCAUCCGGAAGCUGCAGAGGGGUCUCCUGCUGAAUUUAUCCCCGGAGCGGAGCGAAACCAAGCAGCUCCCUGCACUGCCCGAUGAUGUCCCGGAAGGGCAUUUUGUUGUUCUUGCAACGGAGGGGGGAGAAGCGGAGAGGUUUGUUGUUGCACUGGGAUAUCUCACCGAACCGGCAUUUCUGCGGUUACUGGAGAAGGCUAAAGAGGAGUACAGGUUUGAGCAGAAGGGAGCUCUCACAGUCCCCUGUCGGCCCCAGGAGCUGCAGAGGAUCCUGCAACGCCGGAGGAGAAAGCUGGUAACUGCGCGGUGUGCGUGCCUUGUAAUGCUCCGAUAAUCGACAGUUUCUGAUGUGUACUCACAGUGAUAUGAAUAUAUUUGGUUAACUUAGUUUCCUCGUA
Messenger RNA from Punica granatum (pomegranate), 566 nucleotides. Lineage: Eukaryota; Viridiplantae; Streptophyta; Magnoliopsida; Myrtales; Lythraceae. The record is from RefSeq and is a predicted model, not a curated record.